Fopius arisanus is the source of this 643-nucleotide messenger RNA. It is a transcript of the gene RpS10b, whose product is annotated as Ribosomal protein S10b. Gene Ontology annotation, cellular component: cytosolic small ribosomal subunit. The coding region runs from base 114 to 593 and encodes 159 amino acids. NCBI's taxonomy places the organism in Eukaryota, Metazoa, Arthropoda, Insecta, Hymenoptera, Braconidae. Gene Ontology annotation, molecular function: RNA binding; structural constituent of ribosome. The transcript is spliced from 3 exons. The record is from RefSeq and is a predicted model, not a curated record.
UCCCAGGGUAAAUAGCCCUUUCCGAUAAAAACGCCAGAAGAGGUGCGUUAUAUCGCCCUGGAUUCCACCGAAAAUCGUCUUUAAUCUUGUCCAUCCUCACAACAAGAGGCAAAAUGUUGAUGCCCAAGAAGAAUCGAGUUGCUAUUUAUGAAUACCUCUUCAAGGAGGGAGUCAUGGUGGCAAAGAAGGAUUUCCAUGCACCCAAACACCCAGAGCUGGAGACCAUUCCGAAUCUCCAGGUCAUCAAGGCUAUGCAGUCACUCAAAUCGAGGGGCUACGUGAAGGAGCAAUUUGCGUGGCGUCAUUAUUACUGGUAUCUGACGAACGAGGGUAUCGAGUACCUUCGCGGAUACCUCCACCUGCCACCUGAGAUUGUACCAUCAACCCUGAAGAGACAGCCAAGACCUGAGACAGCGAGGCCUAGGCCGGCUGCUGGAGGUAAGAGCGAAUCCAGACCGACUGAGGAUCGCGCUGGAUAUAGACGUGGUCCAGGUGGUCCACCAGCUCCAGGUGACAAGAAGGCUGACAUCGGUCCUGGCACUGGGGAUCUUGAAUUCCGCGGUGGAUUCGGUCGUGGCAAAGCUCCACAGUAAUUUCUAUUCGAUUUUUGUCAUGUAAAAUAAAUGGAAAAUUAAAAAAAAAA